AUGCUCUCGAAAUGGCUGCUCGCUCAAGAGAUCGUGGACAGCUUCUCGACGGACCAAGUUAUCGGACAAAUGUGUCAACUCGAGAUUAAAAUGAUUCUCAACGACGACAACUCGGUGAACGAGACAUUAGUGCGUCAGUACGCGAAGCUGGGCGUCGGGUCUUACUUGAACUCCCCGUUUGCAGGUUGGAAUGCCACCGCUUGGCGAAACGCGAUCACGGAGAUCCAAACAUUCCACAUGGAUGAAAACGGAGGACACCCGAUGGUAUUCGGGCUCGACUCGGUACAUGGCGCACAAUAUGUGGAUCAAGCCGUGAUGUUUCCACAUCAGAUCAACGCAGGUGCAAGCUUCAACCCCAAGUGGGCACGCAAGAUGGGGUAUAUCACUGGUCGUGACACGGCUGCUGCCGGAGUUUCUUGGAUUCUAGGGCCAAUUCUCGACAUCUCGUACAACCCGCUGUGGACGCGUUCAUACGAGACUUUCGGUGAAGAUCCGUACUUGGCUUCUGUACUGGGCGCCGCCUACAUUCAAGGCGUGCAGGACAAUAGCCAGAACGGAGCGUGUAUGAAACACUUUAUCGGGUACUCACAGACAGCAACCGGGGUUGACCGCGAAAGUGUGACGAUCUCGGACUACGAUCUCCUCAACUACCACGUGCCGUCGUUCAAGGCCGGUAUUGAACAUGGCGCCAUGUCGACGAUGGAGAGCUACGCCGCCAUUAACGGCGUGCCCGUUGUAUCCUCGACCAAGAUGAUGAACACACUGUUGCGUGAUGACCUCAAGUUUGACGGCGUCGUGGUUACCGAUUGGGGUGAGGUCAACAACCUCCAGAGUUGGCAUCGUGUGGUGAGAACGCAGCAAGAUGCAGUCGAAUUGGUGAUCGCUGACACGUCACUGGACAUGAGUAUGGUGCCAUCCAGCAUCGACUUCAUCGACCAGGCGAAGAACGCGCUGUCUAACAACCCGGACUACGAAGAGAGACUACGUUCAUCUGCGAAGCGAAUCAUCAAGAUGAAGCUCAAGAUGGGUCUAUACGACACUCCGGUUCCGGGUGAAGACAACGUCGCUCUCGUUGGAAAUGAUGACGACCUCGAACAAGCGCUGAAUCUCGCUCGCGAAUCCGUCGUGUUGCUAAAAAAUAACGACAACCUCUUACCGCUAAGCAACGGUACGUCGUGUGGAGGUUGGAGCAUUUAUUGGCAAGGAGCAUCUGGCAACGACAACUUUCCUCAUGGAAUUGCUGACGAAACAUACUCGGACGAUGACCUCUCCAGAGCCACAGGACAUGCCGAAGAAGCUGACGUGGUUGUUGUCGCUAUCGGUGAAGCUCCGUACGCUGAGAAAUGGGGUGACGUUGACGAGUUGACCUUACCAUCAGGUCAGCUUGAGUACGUUCAGGCCCUCGCGAACACAGGUACUAAGGUGGUGUUGAUCCUUUUCGAAGAUCGUCCCAGAUUGUUGGGUUCAUUGCCGGACUCCGUGGGUGCUGCCGUGUGGGGCGGUCUACCUUGUGAACAAGGAGGCCAAGCCGUGGCGGAACUCUUGUUCGGCGAGGUAAAUCCAAGUGGAAGACUUCCAAUCACGUAUCCUAAGCAUUCGGGACACAUCAUGAUCCCGUAUCACCACCGCGUAGACACUCAAUGCAGCUAUGGCGCUUGUGAGAUGCAAUGGGACUUCGGAGCUGGAUUGAGUUACACGAGCUUCUCGUACUCCGCUUUGGAGCUCAGCACAGACAAAAUCACCAGCAUGGGUGACAAGAUUACAGUGUCGGUCAAGGUGACGAACAAUGGAACAAUGGCAGGCAAGGAUACCGUGAUGCUGUUUAUGAUCCAGCUGUACCGUGCGAUCUCGGUUCCUGAAGUCAAAAUGCUGCGUAAGUUUGAGAAAAUUGAACUCGCUGCGGGAGCCUCAACGACGGUGACGUUCGUGCUGACUGUGGACGACUGGGGCGUCUAUAAGCCGCAGAUCGGCAGCGGCUUCAACCGGGUUGCUGAAAACGGAGAGUUUGUCGUGGCUGUGGGUCCCGACACGGAUUGUGACGUGUAUAACGACGCUGGUAUCACAAACAAGCUGUGUGCGAAUUUCACGCUUGCAGCUACUUCCACCACCGCUGGCGAUGGUACAGGCUCACUUGCAUCUCAUUCGUUGAUGCCUUGGUGGGCGACAGUUUUGAUCGUCCUUGUAAGUUUGCUGUUGUAA
This is a messenger RNA of Phytophthora infestans T30-4, 2199 nucleotides long. Its product is annotated as lysosomal beta glucosidase, putative. Gene Ontology annotation, molecular function: beta-glucosidase activity. The transcript is spliced from 4 exons. The record is from RefSeq and is a predicted model, not a curated record. Gene Ontology annotation, biological process: glucan catabolic process. Bases 1 to 2199 code for a protein of 732 amino acids. NCBI's taxonomy places the organism in Eukaryota, Oomycota, Peronosporomycetes, Peronosporales, Peronosporaceae.